Messenger RNA from Neurospora tetraspora, 4650 nucleotides. Its product is annotated as Rapamycin-insensitive companion of mTOR, N-term-domain-containing protein. The transcript has 2 exons. The record is from RefSeq and is a predicted model, not a curated record. The coding region runs from base 1 to 4650 and encodes 1549 amino acids. Lineage: Eukaryota; Fungi; Ascomycota; Sordariomycetes; Sordariales; Sordariaceae. Gene Ontology annotation, biological process: TORC2 signaling. Gene Ontology annotation, cellular component: TORC2 complex.
AUGGCUGGGCCAUCCACCAUGUUGAGCGCAUCAGCAAACCCCCAGAACGCCAGAUCCUACUCGUCGCAACAGCCCGGAACCUCGCAGACGUCCCGAGUGAGCUUCGAUCGCGAUGGCUUACAACCCCCGGGUCCCGCCCAGCCUCAGAAUGGCGGUCGGAACCUCGCCGCGUCCGCCGUGAGCUUUGCCCCGCGCGGUACCGCUCUCAACCCGUCGCCCAUGCCAGGCAGCUUCAGUUCGGACCUGCGAAGCCAGCUGAACCUCUCCCGUGCUGGGUCUCGCCCCGACAUGUAUUCCCUCGAGAAGCUGGACGAAUAUGUGGACGACACGCAUGACCAACCCCUGACGCAGUUACGGGAGGAGUUGAAGCGUGAGAUGAAGAUCAAGGAGGGAAGCGAGAACAUGUUGGAGGCUCUGAAUACCAAAAAGCCAAAGCAGGCCAAGGAACAGCGAGCGAGGAUCGAGGCCGAGCUGAACUCGUCCACCCAGAAGAUCAAGGAGUUGCGUCGCAAAAUCACGGCUGCCCAGACCACCAAAGCAACACCAACGACACCCGUCAGAUCCAGAACCACUGCCUUUCUUCAGGACUCGAAUGGUAUGCGCUCCCCGCCAAGUGCUUCAAGGAGCGGCGCCGGUUCUGAUUUUGACGAGCCGACCGAGUCACCCACGUAUGCCCUUACCGAGCUCCUACAGGCCCUCGAGGUCGAUGGCAUGACCCCGGACUACUAUGUUUCCAGGGCAAACAGCUUGGUUGAUCUUUUCAAGCGUCAUCCGACUCUUAAAUAUGACUUGGUGUGGUCCAUUUUUGGCCUUCGCAUGCAGGUCAUGCUGAUGAGCGAAAGUCGCGAAGUCGUUGCCGCAGGCUACAGGAUGAUACGAUACGCCACCUCUGAUAUAGCGUCCCUCAGGAGAAUCCGUGCCCUAAAUACGGAUUACCUGGUUACAUGGUCCUUGAUCAAAGACCGUAAAUCGGACGUCGAGCGUGAGCAGGCUCUCAAGUUUGUUCGCGCCUUUCUCGAUGUUAAAGACGGCGUUAAGGAGAUCUCGAGAGCAGUCGUCCGAACCAUCGCCGCGAUAGCUGAGGAGCCUGAGGAGCGGCUACGGUCAAUCUGUAUAGAGACCUUGGCCGAGGUUCUGAUCCGCGAUCCUGCCCUGCUCAUAUCUGCUGGAGGACUGGCGCCACUGCGCGACGCCUUGGCUGAUGGAUCAUACAAAGCCUCGGAGAGUUUGACAAGUGCUUUCCUUUACCUCUUGGAUGCGCCACAACGACGCAAAUACCUUUGCGCCGGAAACGAGUUGGAAAUCCUAUUCACCGCGUUCACCGACGAUCUCUCGACCAACGAGCGCAUUCUCAAGCAGAACUCUAGGGCCGUGGCGUCGGCACUCAAGACAUGGUCUGGGCUGAUGACUUUGUCCAUGUACAACUUCCGUGCCGUCAAGUCCAUGAUCCACAGCAUGGUCGUGAACACCGGACCAAUACGAGAGACCAUCCUCGAUCUCCUCUACUCGUUGUUCCGUAUUAAGUCCCCGGCGUGGGCUACCUCUUUUCUGGCCGGUAGGCGACUCACCACUUAUGGCAGAGUUACGAAUCUCAGGUCUACGUCCACUAAAGUAUCACAUGGCGACUUUGAUGAUGACGGUGGCGAGCAGAAUUUUGCCGAGCACUAUACAGCACUAUUGCUGGCCAUCUUCGUCAAGUCGGGCGUGGUACAAGGCCUCCUAAGGCUGACCCAAGACCUUGAAAAUUCGCCUGUCAAGAGGAAGGCAACUCUGCUCAUAGGAGAGGUUCUCAAGCUCGCAAGCCGCCUUCUCCCACCGUCUUUGAGUAGCGGUCUGCAGAUGCUGCCAGAACUGUUCAGCGCUGCCGCCAAUCUUAAAGACGACAACCAUUUCAUUGCUACCGGAGUAGUAUAUCAAAUAAGUAGCGUCAGCAAGACGCUCUACAGGUCAUCGCCAACAACAUACACCCCUUCGGUGACACCAUCGAGCAACUCCCUGGAUUUGGGGAUACUUGAUGACCAUCCCAAAAGCAACACAGCUAUCACAUUUGAUGAUGCAACAUUCCGACAACUACUCGUUGAUUCACACGUCCUAAGCAGCUCCAACUAUGCCAAAUGGAACUGGGACAUAAUACUGAGAGUAAUCGAAGGGCCCCUGACAAGCGGAAAGAGGCUUGAAGAGGCCAUAAAAGCGUCCAAGUUCAUAAAGCGUAUCGUGAGCUUUUAUCGGCCGUUCAAAUACCGGUUCUCGGAGGUCAAGAGCACCAGAAACACGCAAAAAUAUGUCAGAGUGGGAUGCUCUCUCAUGCAUACAUUAUUACAAAGCCCCGAAGGCUGCAAAUAUCUCUCGGACAACAAACUCCUCAGGCAGAUUGCCGAAUGUCUGGCACAAUGUGACCCAACAAGCGGGUUGACAGCGCAAUAUCCAAUGUUCGCUCGGGAUCGUCUCACGGAUACCCUGUGCGGAGGUUACUUCCCCAUGCUCGGCAUCCUUACCGGGGACCAGAAAGGCAUUCAGAUGCUCGAUAGGUGGCGUAUCUUCAACAUGAUGUAUCGCAUUGUUGACCUAAAGCAACGUCCCGAUAUCAUCAAGCUGAUGCUUGCAAACUUCGACUACUCUCUACACGGACACCCGCGAGUGCUUCUUUCCAAGGCCCUAACGGCCGGGACGAAGGAUAUCCGGAUCGACGCCACAAAUGCCUUGCGCAAGUAUGCCACGCGACCAAGGAUAUCAACGCAGGGCCAGGAACCAAGUGACUCCAAAUGGGCCAUCCAGCUCCUGGUAACGCAGCUGUACGACCCAGAAAUUGAAGUCUGUGCCACGGCUGUGAAGAUUCUCGAGAAGGCCUGUAACACCAAGAACAACCUCGAGUAUAUCGUCGAGUGUCGACCAGCGUUAGAUCAUCUAGGAGAGAUAGGAGCUCCCCUUCUAUUGCGCUUUCUGUCGACCUCGAUUGGCUACCACUAUCUCGACGGCCUAGACUACAUCAGCAACGAAAUGGAUGACUGGUUCCUUGGCCGCAAUGAUUCAUACGUCAGCGUCAUCGAAGCCAGUCUUGCCCGUUCCUUCCUAGAGCACCAAGACGACCACACUAACCGCAUCAGUGUCUUUGAUGACGAGCAAGAAAUUGAGGCGGACAGUCACGUUCCUCCGCAUUUCUACCGCGAGCUCACUCGGACACAAGAAGGCUGCAAGCUUCUGAGAGAAAAGGGACACUUUGACGAGUUCGCGGCCACGAUUCGCGAGUACGGCAUGCAGUCAGAUGAUCCAGAGAUGAUUGUCAAGGUCAAGGGCUGUCUAUGGGCGGUGGGCAAUGUCGGUUCCAUGGAGCUCGGUGCGCCAUUCCUCGAGUCUUGCGACGUCGUAGAACAGAUUGUCAACAUUGCCCAGAACCACGAGGUGAUGAGUCUUCGUGGCACGGCCUUUUUCGUCCUCGGUCUCAUAUCCCGUUCCGUCCACGGCCUAGAGAUCCUCCUCGAGAACGGCUGGGACGCCAACACCAACGUUCUCGGUAACUCACUAGGCUUCUGCAUCCCCUCCGACCUCUCCAAACUCUUCUCACUCAAACCCUGGCAAUACGUUCCCGUAACGGCCAUUCAGCUACCCGACAGCCAAAAGACGGAAACCACCAAGCUUCCCGCCAUCCCCUCCCGCCCGCGCUCACAGAGCUUAAUCAACGCUAUCAAGGAAGAAGAAGAGGAGAAGCAAAAGGCGGCGGCAGCAGCGACGCAAAUCAGCUCCAAGCCCGACAACAGCACCGCCACCCAGUCAGCGGGCAACGCACCGCCGGCCGAAGAUUCGGCCCCGAGGAACGAACUCGAUCCGGACCCGACGAAUCAGCGCAUCCUCGAGCUCAUCAUCGACCUGGCCAACAUGGUCCUCUACCGCCGCUCGCGCGCCGAGCUCCUGCAGAUCAAAGCCACCAAGAAGGCUGCCGGGUUCAAGCAGCCGCAGCUCUUCAGGAAGGUCAUGGGCCUGCUCGAGUGCCACCACUACCGCCUGCAAGACCGGAGCAUGAUUGUCGGGUUGUUCGACAAGUCGGUUUUGCGAGCGGUGAUCUUUGAUGAGGGCCAGACAACAAGCGGGGAGAGUGAGAUGGAUAUGGACAUGGAAGAGGAUGAGGACGGCGACGAAGACGAGGAUGAUGAUGGUGAUACGACCAUGUCGGCCACGGGGAUGGAUUCCGUGAGGGAGGAGGACGAAGAAGAUGAGGUCCAGGCCCGAGAUGGGCGGCGGCAACAAGAGGGUCCUGAUGACAACGGGAUGGGGAUGAGUGAAGACGAGGAGCAAGAAGAGGAGGAGGAGGAGGAGGAUAAAUCAUCACCUCCUGCUCUUAAAGAACGAGAUCUUCACCGUCGCGGUGGUCAGCACGGUCACCUCCACCAUGGCGGGCUGGAAGAAGCGAGGAGGAGGUAUGCCAUGAAUCCGCCACCUCGUGGUGUCGGCGUACAACAGGUUGGCGGAAUCAGCGGUAGUCCCGUCGGCGGCAGCGGCGGCGGCGGCGGUGUUGGAAGCUUUGGGAGCUCGGUGGGUGGCUCGGGCUCGGGCUCAGGCUCGGUGGAUGAGCAACAAAGGACAGAACGACAAAGGAGUAUAAGUGAUCCGGCGGAUUUGGAGAGGCAUUCCAUGAUCAGAGGGCCGUUUAGGUAG